AUGGCAAAGAUGCUCCUAGCUCUAGCCGCUCUCCUCGCAGCAACGACAGCCACAUCCGCAGCCUGCACCAACCCCUCAAUCCGCAAACCAUGGACCGCCCUUACCGAAGACGAGAAGGCAGGCUACGUGAACUCGACGCUCUGUCUAAUGGACCCGACCCAAGCGCCAGCUAAAGUCCGAAGCUGGGGCGCGACGAGCCGCUGGGAGGAGUUGGUUGUUGCGCAUAUUGCGCAGGGUGCCUUGUUUCCCUGGCAUCGAUGGUACACCAAGAUCCACGAAGACCUCCUCCGUAACGAGUGCGGAUACACCGGUCCAUACCCCUACUGGGACCUACAAGCAGACCAAGCCCUCUAUUCAAUCCAAAACGCCACCGUCUGGGACACCGCAUCCUCCGUCAAAGCCUUCGGCACAGGCAGAAUCGACGCGGCCACAAACUGUAUCCUCGAUGGUGCUUUCGUGAACUACCGAGUCCGCUUCAACACGCAGCUCGAACGAGACGAGACGAAAGGAGGCGGCGUCUGCCUCACCCGCGCCCUGAACCAGACGGCCUUCGAUACCGUUUCCCAAGCGAAUGUCGUGGAGCCGUGUAUGGCGCUUGAGAGGGGUGAUGAUUACGGCGAGAUGUUGGGGUGUCUUGGGAAUACGCCGCAUAGUGGUGGGCAUUUAGGCGUCGGUGGCAUCAUGCGCGACCACGCCCGCUCCCCCGCCGAUCCAAUCUUCUACCUCCACCACACGAAUUUCGAUCGCCUCUGGUGGGAGUGGCAGACUUCCUCCCCCGGCAGAAUCCACGCGAUGGGCGGCCCCAAUGUCGCGGCGAACCAGAUCUUUCUCGACGCGCAGCCAAAGAUCUUGCCAGAGGACAUGUUCCUCCCGUACUUUGGAGACGGAGGCGGCAAUGUGACGACUCUGGAGCAUGUUCUGUGGAUGCCUGGAUUGGCUGAGAAUAUCACUAUCAGAGACACGAUGGACGUCCGCGGGGAGAAGAUGUGUUUUGACUACGUUUGA
Messenger RNA from Colletotrichum fioriniae, 1005 nucleotides. RefSeq lists its product as uncharacterized. The record is from RefSeq and is a predicted model, not a curated record. Lineage: Eukaryota; Fungi; Ascomycota; Sordariomycetes; Glomerellales; Glomerellaceae. Gene Ontology annotation, molecular function: oxidoreductase activity.